Molecule: messenger RNA, 299 nt
Organism: Artibeus jamaicensis (Jamaican fruit-eating bat)
Lineage: Eukaryota; Metazoa; Chordata; Mammalia; Chiroptera; Phyllostomidae
Gene: SPRR4
Product: small proline rich protein 4
Exons: 2
Coding region: 39-299 (86 amino acids)
Source: RefSeq, a predicted model, not a curated record
GUCCGGCUUGUGGCUCUGAAUCACCUGUUCCUGCAGCAAUGUCUUCGCAGCAGCAGCAGCAGCAGCAGCAGCAGCAGCAGCAGCAGCAGCAGCAACACCUGUCCCAGAAGAUCCAGCAGCAACAGAUGAAACAGCCCUGUCAGCCACCACCUGUCAAAUGUCAAGAGGCAUGUGUACCCCAAACCAAGGAUCCGUGUGCUCCUCAGACCAAGAAGCAAUGUCCACCCAAGGGCAUCUCUGUCCCUGCCCAGCAGACAUGCCCCUUGGCCCAGCAAACCCCCAAGAGUAAACAGAAGUAA